AUGGCGGAGAUUGUUCAGCAGCGGAUCGAGGACAGAAUUCCAGAGCUGGAGCAACUGGAAAGAGUAGGACUCUUCACCAAGAAAGAAGUCAAAGCUGUCAUCAAGAGGGUUACAUCUUUGGAAUACAAACUCCGCAGGCGGAUGGUCAAUAAAGAUGACUUUGUACAAUACAUUCAGUAUGAAGUCAACGUCCUGGAGUUGGUCAAGAAGAGGAGAGCGCAUAUAUGCUACCACUUCAAGAGGGAAGAUAUUGAGUUCCCUAUCAUUCACAGAAUCAAUAGUGUCUUCAGAAGGGCCACAAGCAAGUGGAAGGAUGAUGUGCAGCUUUGGCUCUCUCAUGUCGCCUUUUGUAAGAAAUGGGCCACACGGGGGCAGCUCAGCAAGGUGUUCUCAGCGAUGCUGGCCAUCCACUCUGACAAACCAGAGCUGUGGAUCAUUGCAGCCAAGAGUGAGCUGGAAGAGAGGAAUUCUUCAGAAAGUGCUCGUCAUUUGUUCCUCAGGGCGCUACGUUUUCACCCGGGCAACAAAAAACUUUACCAGGAGUACUUGCGCAUGGAGCUGUUGCACUGUGAGAAGCUGAGGAAGCAGCAGGCAGAACUGGAACAAGCGAAGAUUGACAUUGGUGAAUAUGAGUUUUCCAAAGAGAUUCUUGAUGGGAAACUAGCGAUGGUUGUGUACAAAGACGCCACAGACAAAAAUAAAGAGGCAGAGUUUGUCAUCUCACUCCUGACCAUCGCUUCCAUUUUUGACUUCACCAAAGAUUUUCAAGAGCUCAUCCUGCAAGACCUACAAACCAACUUUCUAGAUGACAGUGUGACAUGGGACUUCUUGGCCAAGAGGGAGCUAGAGGCUCCGGGAGUGGGAGAGGAACUCCGGACAGCAAAGGGUCGCGCUAUGGAGGUUAACCGAAGAGAGGCGCAAUGCUGUCUUGUGUACGAGAAAGGACUGGAGAGGAUUAACACUGAACCCAUGUGGACGUGCUACAUCGCCUUCUGUCUGGAGAGGGUGAAAAGGAAGACAAACGUCCAAGAGCUGAAGGACAAGAGACAAGAGAGGCUGCUUGGAGUUCUGCAGCGUGCCCACGACUCUUCAUUCCUAAAAGAGGAUUAUUAUAAGACCUGGGUGCAGAUCCUUCUCUCAUCAGGGGACGUAGAGGGCGCUGCCAUGAAAGCUAUGGCAGCCACGCAGCGCUACAGCCAAUCAGUGUCGGCUUGGACUAUGGCCUUGCAGACUCUGGUACAGUUGGAAAAAGUUGACAGUGGGCAGCUGUUCCAGGACGCACUAGCACAUAUAAAUCCCAAGGAAAGCUUACCGGUUUGGCAGCUUCAGGUCCAGUGGAGCGUAGCCAACCAGAACCCAGAGGAGACAGAAGCCAUUUUCAAGAGAGGUGUACUGUCUGUGGUGGCGGCGGUUGCCAUGGAGAUGAAAGAGCGCUACGUUGAUUGGUCAUACGCUACAGGAGGCUACAAGAAAGCGAGAAAGACUUUUACGAGUUUACAGGAAAUCCGACCCUUAUCUAAACCUUUCUUCACCAAUAUGAUAAAGAUUGAGAAAGAACAAGAGACCCCAAAGAUGAACAAUUUGAGAGACUACUAUGAGAGGGUCCUAGAAGAGUUUGGCUUGUCCGAUGAAGAUCUGUGGCUGGAGUACAUCCAGGAGGAAAUGGGGCCUCUUGGCCAGCCGCAAAACUGUGGCAAGAUCCACUGGAGAGCCAUGAAGUUUCUGGAAGGGGAAAGCGUGGAGAGGUUUAUCUCCAAAUACACUCUCCUGCAGACUGGAAAUCUCUGA
Messenger RNA from Nerophis lumbriciformis (worm pipefish), 1788 nucleotides. NCBI's taxonomy places the organism in Eukaryota, Metazoa, Chordata, Actinopteri, Syngnathiformes, Syngnathidae. The record is from RefSeq and is a predicted model, not a curated record.